AUGUCUAAGCCGUUUCUGGGCCGCACGUUCUGCUGUACAGGUCUCCACGGCCAUGAGCGCCACGAUAUGGCAGAAAAGAUCUUGGCCUUGGGCGGAACUCACUAUACUGAUCUUAUGAGUCUGGUGAAGUAUCUUAUUGUGGGGAACAGAAACACCGAGAAGUAUAAGUAUCUGAUCAAGUAUCGACACGAUGUGGUGUUUUUGCCGCUUACGGCGGUGACACGGAUCCACGAGAAGUGGAUGGCUGGCGACGAUACGGGGCUAGCGCCGGAAGAGUACCUGAUGCCUGUUUUCCAGAAGUUCAAUAUCUGUGUGGCAAGAAUCGAUAGACCUGACCCUACGGUGGUGCUGAAACUUUUUGCAGAGCGAUUUAGGACACCUUCGGCUGGCGCAAUGCCGCCAGAUUCGUUAACAGACGCGUUUCUGAUGGAGGAGGUAUCGCUGUGUACUGAAAAGAAGGGUGCUCAGGUUUCAACUACACUUACACCCAACUGUGAUGUUGUAAUCAGCACGGAGCCUUCCGGGAAGAGAUACACUAUGGCACGGCAGUGGGGCAUACCCGUGGUGCAUCCGCUUUGGGUGUACGACUCGUGUCUUCGAGGAGCUGCUUUAGACUUGGACGAUUACGUUCUCACGUCUGAUGGGAACAACCUUUAUAACAGCGCGUCGUUCGUGUGGAAGAAGCUUUAUUCAGCAAGAACGGAGCAGAAAGCUCCUGAGAAGCCGGAGAAGAUUGUGGAUGCUGAAAGAGCGCCGUUGAAGAAAUCGUCUGAGGUGUGGAGCUCCAUCAUGAGCCAUUCACGUUCUCGCUCGGCCCGUGUCAUCAAGGAAAGUCUAUGGGAGGAACCGUCAGAGGAUAAUAACGAUGAUAGUCUGGCUAAAACAGGCGCAACAGCGCCUACUUCAGCUGCUUCGCCUUCUGUGAAGAAGAGCUCGCUUUUCGUUGGGUUUAAUUUCCUUCCAGUCGGCUUUUCGAUCCCACAGCAAAAGGUGCUUCGAAAUGUGGUGGAAUCACAUAGCGGUGAGGUUGCCGAAUCAUCAAGUGACGAAACUGUGUCUCACGUUUUGCUUUUAGUGAAGAGUGGCCCUCAGGCGAGCUUGAUGCUUCUGAUGCUUCCAAGUACUAUGAAACGUCGCAUCAAUACUAAAGAAGUUCAUGUCGUUACAGACUGGUUCAUUGAAAGAUCAAUUUUUUACAAGGAAAUCCGCCACGACAGUUGGUGCAAACCUUUACAGGGACUCGUACCGCUGCCAAAGAAAUUCAAAGUUUGCAUAACAGGCUUCACGGGCGUGGAGCUCUUACAUAUUGAGAAACUCAUUGAGUAUCUCAAUCUCGAGUUUUGCGAGACCCUUGCGUCCAAGCGAGACUUGCUCAUUGUCAACAUUAAUUUAUUCAAAGAUAGCCUUCAAGAGAAGAGCCCGUCACUUUUCAAGUACAGAUAUAAAGAUGUGCUUGAUUGUCCUAUUUACACCAGUGGAGACCGGCUGUCGUCGGUUUCGGUGAUGUCUUCACACAAUAAGAUGAACGCUGCCAAGAAGUGGAACAUCCCCAUUGUUUCGGUCGCUUAUUUAUGGGAGAUGAUACAGAGACUGGCAGGGAAAGCCAAUUUACAAAUGCCGGAUAUAUUCGAUCUCUCCUGGUGUAUCUAUGCUCCUCGCAGCAUGACAAAGCCAACUACGCUUCUUGACUAUGUUAGAGGCAUGAAUGAUAACUUUCUGACCCAGAAGCGCUCUGCCGAAGAGAUGGAAGAGGAAGGUGAGUCUGUUCAGCUUCCAUCUCCACGGAAAGCGAGAGAGAAGCAGAAGUAUGGUCGUUUGGCAGGCAGCCGAGAAUCGUUAACCGAAAAGCUCAAGAAAGCCCAGGAAGUGUCACAAGAGAAUGGAAAUGACGUUCCAUCAGACGAUCGUCCUCCUGAGAGUGACGAUAUCAUGACACAAGUUGGUUAUGUCAAUCAAGACUCAGUACAGAAUAAUGAAGAGCUCAUGAGGAAGCUCGGUGAAGACGUAGACCGUCCGGCAAAGAGGACAAGACGGGCCAGGCAAUAA
Messenger RNA from Candidozyma haemuli, 2046 nucleotides. Its product is annotated as protein kinase activating protein. The coding region runs from base 1 to 2046 and encodes 681 amino acids. Gene Ontology annotation, biological process: mitotic G2 DNA damage checkpoint signaling; DNA replication initiation; mitotic DNA replication checkpoint signaling. NCBI's taxonomy places the organism in Eukaryota, Fungi, Ascomycota, Pichiomycetes, Serinales, Metschnikowiaceae. The transcript has a single exon. The record is from RefSeq and is a predicted model, not a curated record.